This is a messenger RNA of Polypterus senegalus (gray bichir), 2152 nucleotides long. RefSeq names its product UDP-glucose 6-dehydrogenase-like. Gene Ontology annotation, biological process: glycosaminoglycan biosynthetic process. The record is from RefSeq and is a predicted model, not a curated record. Gene Ontology annotation, molecular function: NAD binding; UDP-glucose 6-dehydrogenase activity. The transcript has 12 exons. Gene Ontology annotation, cellular component: cytosol; nucleus. Lineage: Eukaryota; Metazoa; Chordata; Cladistia; Polypteriformes; Polypteridae. Bases 212 to 1681 code for a protein of 489 amino acids.
UCUUGAAAAGGCGCUGUGCACGAGCUGCCGUUCUACUUACUUGGCGUUCAGUAUUAGGUUGACUUGUGCGUGAAUUGUUGUUGGUUAAAUCGGAUUUCUGUUUUAUCUCUGUUGUGUAUCAGCCUUAAGCAGGGUGCUCAAGCUCGGAUACCUUGCCCUUUCAGAGAUAUUAUUUUUUUUGCUGUUGGACGUGGCGACGGAGGUUCUGAAAAUGGUGCAGAUUAAGAAGAUCUGUUGCAUCGGUGCUGGGUAUGUUGGGGGACCCACAUGCAGUGUCAUUGCACAGAUGUGUCCUGAAGUAACUGUCACAGUUGUGGAUGUAAAUGAACAGAGGAUUAAAGCUUGGAAUUCAGAGAGUCUCCCUAUUUUUGAGCCUGGCUUGCAAGAAGUGGUGGAAUCAUGCCGAAAUGUAAACCUGUUCUUCUCCACGGAUAUUGACCGUGCCAUUCAAGAAGCUGAUCUGGUUUUCAUUUCUGUGAAUACUCCAACUAAAACAUUUGGCAUUGGAAAAGGACGAGCAGCUGAUCUAAAAUAUAUUGAAGCAUGUGCAAGACGGAUAGCAGAUGUUUCAGAUGGAUGCAAGAUUGUAGUAGAGAAGAGCACCGUACCUGUCCGUGCAGCAGAAAGCAUUCGAAGGAUAUUUAAUGCAAACACAAAAGCCAGUCUUAACUUCCAGGUGUUGUCCAAUCCAGAAUUCUUAGCAGAAGGCACUGCUAUAUCGGAUCUGAAGAAUCCUGACAGAGUUCUUAUUGGUGGCGAUGAGACUCCAGAGGGACAAAAGGCAAUUGAAGCACUUCGCAACAUCUAUGAGCACUGGGUACCUAAAACAAAAAUCAUCACCACCAAUACCUGGUCAUCUGAGCUUUCCAAACUGGCUGCCAAUGCAUUUCUGGCCCAGAGAAUCAGUAGCAUUAACUCCAUCAGUGCGCUCUGUGAAGUAACCGGAGCAGAUGUGGAAGAGGUUGCACAUGCCAUAGGCACUGACCAAAGAAUUGGGAGCAAUUUUCUCAAGGCAAGUGUAGGGUUUGGUGGUAGCUGUUUCCAGAAAGAUGUUCUUAACCUGGUUUACCUUUGUGAAGCCCUCAACCUGCCAGAAGUAGCCAGAUAUUGGCAACAGGUAAUCGAAAUUAAUGACUAUCAGCGUAGGCGAUUUUCCUCCCGCAUCAUCGGUUGCCUCUUCAAUACAGUGACAGAUAAGAAGAUUGCACUUCUUGGAUUUGCAUUUAAAAAAAACACUGGUGAUACAAGGGAGUCGUCCAGCAUAUACAUUAGUAAAUAUUUGAUGGAUGAAGGAGCACGCCUUUACAUUUAUGAUCCAAAAGUAAAGCGAGAACAGAUCUUUCAAGAUCUUUCUCACCCUGCCAUCUCAGAUGACCCAGAAAGAGUUUCUCGAUUGGUCACAGUCUCUAUGGACCCUUAUGAUGCUUGUGAAAAUGCACAUGCUAUUGUGAUCUGCACAGAGUGGGAUAUGUUUAAGGAACUGGACUAUGAACGGAUCUACAAAGCCAUGCUAAAACCAGCAUUUAUAUUUGACGGAAGGCGCAUUUUAGACAGUCUUUAUGAUCAGUUGCAGCACAUGGGCUUUCAGGUGGAGACUAUCGGCAAGAAAAUUAACCAGAGGAUUCCUUUCACGGCUAAUGGUGGUUCCCAGUCUCCUUCUUCAAAAAGAGUUAAAAUUUGAGGAGGACUGACUAGUUUGUAGUGGAUUUUUUUUGGGGGGGGGAGGGGAGGAGAUUAAUAAAUUUUAAAUCCAAAAAGUGACCUUCCUGUUUAGCAACACAGAUGCUGUUUAUAUGAUUUUUGCCUUAAAAAAAAAAAAAAACAAAAUGGCAGUGUCCGUCGUGAACUGUAAAGCUCACAAAGCUAAUAUGCAUUUGAACAUUUUACCAAUGGUUUUGAAGCAGAGUAUCAGUCAAAUGAAGUGUGUGUGUGUGUGUGUGUGUAUAUAUAUAUUAUAAAAUGUAUGUGUGUGUGCAGAAAAUAUAUACACACAUACACAGCUGUACACACACACACACGCAUAUAUGUAUGUAUGUGUUUAAGUGCCUUGUAGUAAAUGCAAAGAGCAGAUCCAUUCACUAUGGUUCAUAAAUCCUACCAGAACCUGUUAGAACAGUUUGACAGCUUUCUUAAUUUAUUUCUUUUUUUUUUU